Ficedula albicollis (Collared flycatcher) is the source of this 1464-nucleotide messenger RNA. It is a transcript of the gene CD8A, whose product is annotated as CD8a molecule. Lineage: Eukaryota; Metazoa; Chordata; Aves; Passeriformes; Muscicapidae. The record is from RefSeq and is a predicted model, not a curated record.
AGUUCCUAGACCAACUACCCGGCACGAAAAGGCUUUUGCAGAACAAUAGCAAUGAAGAACCGAACAGAGCAGCAGUGCAAUGAGAACAACAGGGAAGAACCCAUCUGUGUGCCAGAAACCUGUGCUUGUUGAUAAACAAUACACGUGGAUCUACACCAUGAACCCCUGUGUCACUCUGGGCUCUGCCAUGCACAUGGGACUCCAUGAACAUGCUCAAGAGAAGGAGGCAGAAUCCCUGCCAAGAAAAACAUUCCAGGGCCUGCACCAAAGGAUGGGGCUGGUCUGCAUCUUCUGCACAGAAGCUGUGGGGAGGGAACAGCAGCCUGUGGUGGUUGAUCCUGCCUCAGCCAUGAGCAGCAUCACUCUGGAUGUCCAGGAAAGACAUCCAGGAAAAAUCCUUGAGGCGCUUCUAAGAAAUUACGAGGUUAACAGGACCCAGAUUCCGGACUUGAACUGAAUGCAUCCUGAUGCUGGGUCCUGAUGACAUCACAUCCUCCCCAAAGAGCGACACAGCCUCCCAGAGAAGGGACAAGAUCAUCUCAGCUGUGCUGCAGGCACAGGCACCCCAGGAGAAGAUGGACACGUCUCCUGCCCUGCUCCUGCUGCUCACCCUGGGAUUCUGCUGCCCUGGGAUUUAUGGCCAGUCCCUUCAGAUAAAGGUCACGUCUCCCAGGGACAUCAGCCAGCUCCAGGUGGGACACAGGCUGGAGCUGGAGUGUCGCACUGACAAGCACAGUGGCGCAUCCUGGAUCCGCCGGGACAAGAGGGGAACCCUUCACUUCAUUGUCUUCAUCAGCUCCACCUCCAAGACCACAUUUGGGAAUCAGGAAACAUCCAGACGCUUUCAGGCGAGCAAACACAACACAAUCUAUUAUUUGGUAGUGCAAUCUUUCACACCACAGGACGAGGGGAGCUAUUUCUGUGUGAUGAACUUCAACCAAAUGCUGUACUUCAGCCCUGGCCAGCCUGCCUUCUUGCCAGCCACCACAGUGGCACCCACCACGUGUCAGCCCACUACCAAGGGCGCCACAACUGAGGAGCCCAACCUCAAGACUCCAGAGCCAGAGAGAAGAACGCAGGAAGAUCUGAAUUUCUUCUGUCACAUCUUCAUCUGGGUCCCCUUGGCAGGUGCCUGUGCCCUGCUCCUCGUCGCCCUGGUGAUCACCCUCGUGCUGUGCCGACAAACCAGAAGACGAAGAUGCAGGUGUAAGAGACCUGCAAAUGGGAAACCCCCCACAAAACCCAGGACACCAAACUAACACAGACCAGCAUCUGCUCCUUCUGCCCUCUGGAUCUUCUCCUGGGAGCUGCCAGCACAGAAACCCAUCUCCCACAUUAUCCACAUGUCACAGCACCUCACCCCCUCUGCCCGGGCAGGUUUGAUGGGACAGAGGCAGCACAGACACACAGACAAGCAGCGCUUCCCUGUGAGCUGCAGGGUAAAAACAGCUCCUUCCAAACCCU